Molecule: messenger RNA, 1538 nt
Organism: Salmo salar (Atlantic salmon)
Lineage: Eukaryota; Metazoa; Chordata; Actinopteri; Salmoniformes; Salmonidae
Source: RefSeq, a predicted model, not a curated record
AUGGAUAUUAAGGAGCUAGUUCUAGAAGCUAGACGGGACUAUCGUGGAUCCUCUGGGGAGCUUCAACAAUAUCAUGAUGCUGACGAGGCAGAGAAUAGUUUCUCCAGAUCAGAACUCCUCAAGAAACACCUGCAGAGACCGACAGGGAAGAAAUCUCACUGCUGCUCUGAUUGUGGGAAAAUAUUAAACUCCUCAGUAAAACUUAAAAUACAUCAAAGAAUUCACACUGAAGAGAAACCUUUUGGCUGUACUCAAUGUGGGAAGAGUUUUGUUUGUUCUAGCGGUCUGAAGAGACACCAGAGAACACACACAGGAGAGAAACCGUAUAGCUGUACCCCAUGUGGGAAGAGUUUUACCCAGUUAAGAAGCCUGAUAUCACAUCAGAGAACACACACAGGAGAGAAACAAGAGAAACCAUAUAGCUGUACUCAAUGUGGGAAGGGUUUUGUUCGUUCUAGCCGUCUGAAGGCACACCAUAGAACACACACAGGAGAGAAACCGUAUAGCUGUACCCAAUGUGGGAAGCGUUUUACCCAGUCAAGAAGCCUGAUAUCACAUCAGAGAACACACACAGGAGAGAAACCUUUUAGCUGUAAUCAAUGUGGAAGGAGUUUUACCCUGUCAGCUAGCCUGAUAUCACAUCAGAGAACACACACAGGAGAGAAACCUUUUAGCUGUACUCAAUGUGGGAAGAGUUUUGUUCGUUCUAGUGGUCUGAAGAGACACCAGAGAACACACACAGGAGAGAAACCAUAUAGCUGUACCCAAUGUGGGAAGAGUUUUACCCAGUCAAGAAGCCUGAUAUCACAUCAGAGAACACACACAGGAGAGAAACCUUUUAGCUGUACUCAAUGUGGGAAGAGUUUUUCUACUUCUAGCUAUCUCACUAUACACCAGAGAACACACACAGGAGAGAAACAAUAUAGUUGUAGUCAAUGUGGGACAAGAUUUGCUUGGCUAAACAGCCUAGUAUCACACCAGAGAACACACACAGGAGAGAAAUCUCCUAGCUGUGAUCAAUGUGGGAAGAGUUUUACUAGAGCUAGCUAUCUGACUAUACACCAGAGAACACACACGAGAUAAUCCUUGCUGUGCUCAAUGUGGGAUGAGUUUUGGUCAAUCUAGUGGUCUGACAGUGCACAAUAGAAUACACACAGGAGAGAAACCGUAUAGCUGUGAUCAAUGUGGGAAGAGUUUUAAUCAGUCAUUACAUGUAACAUUCUGACUCGACACCAGAUAAUACACACAGGAGAGAAACCCUAUAGCUGUACUCAAUGUGGGAUGAGUUUUACACAAGAGAACACACACAGGAGAGAAAUCUUAUAGCUGUGAUCAAUGUGGGAAGAGUUUUGGUCGAUCUGUGCAGCUGACUGUACACAAGAGAACACUCGUAGGAAUCUGAUACAUGAAGGAGUUUUUUCAUGAUAUCAAUGAAUUAAUGUCACAAUGUAGAAUGUUUUAACAUUGUAGAAGGAGUAUUUUAAUGAUGUCACAAUGUAGAACCCUAAACGUUUGUCCCCUGUUCUAUUGAUUUCAAC